CAGGAUGGAGGCCAGCAAGUUAAUACAAACAGGAAAUUCAUUGAAAAUUAAAAUAUCAAUCAAAAACAGUUAUACAAACGUACUAUGGACUACUAAAGAAUUUAUAAUGAAUGCAGCAGCUGUAUUUCAGGUCAAAGUAUUUGCAUCAAAAGAUGUAAAUACAAGUACAUUCAAUAAUUUAAUUUUUGUGAGAUUUGUAAAACUUCACAAAGAGGACAACUUGACUUACAUCAUAAAAGUUCAGAGCAAAGAGUUGAGUAUUACUUGUAAAAAUUUCAAAAGUGAUGAUGACACAUGGCACUUGGUACAGGAUAAUAUAAAAUCACAGAAUUACUCUUUUAUUGUUACUGCGCAUAUUGAUAUAUCUCCAAGUGCUUGCCCCUUAGCACUUCUUCAUGAUGACACAGAGUUGACGGAUUUUGAGCUCAAAGGGGAGGAUGGUUCAAUAAGCAUUCAUCGUGCAGUACUUGCUGCUGCAAGCCCAGUCUUAAAAGCAAUGCUAAGUGGUAAAUGGCGAGAGAGCACUGAUGGUAAAAUGGAUAAGCUGGACACGUCUAAAGCUGCAUUGCAAAACUUAAAAGAUUAUUUGUAUUUAGGCACUUUACCAAAGGUAAUCCUGGACCUGGAGCAGUUGCUGCUUUUGGCAUCAUACUACAUGAUAAAAGAUUUAGAGCAAAAGUGUGUUUUUAAAUUAGUUAGUAUGAUAACUGCAGUAAACGCCUGUGAUUUGUUAGAGAUGGCCGGCCAACACAAAGUGAAGCAACUACAGUUGGCUAUACUAGAAUGUGUUGAAGAAGGUGUAAUAAAGGUUGAUGAUAUACGUAAUCACUCACAAACACUUGAUUGCGAAGCAGGUGAAGAGUCUCUGUGACACAACCAGAAUGCUCUUUAUUUUUGUGUAAGAAUACUUUAAAAGAGGUAUUUUAUAAAAUUUUCGAUAAAGAAAAUAAUUUCAAUUUAAUAUUUUGUUAUUUUUUUGAUACAAUUACAUUUAUUUUAUUAAUUUUAAUUUUGAUACACCACAUAAUUACACACUAUUGCAUUAGGAUUAUUCCUGUAUAAAUUGUGUUUGUGUUUUUUCAAUAAAUAAAUACCAUUUUCAAGAAAAUUUUAGUAGAAAAAGUUCAGCUUGAUCCUGGUCCUCCUGUUUGUUUUAAAGAUAUCUUAACAAAUAAUUUUACAAAAAUUAAAUGAAAGUAGUUCUUUAUUAUUAUUUAUAUGUAUGAUACUGUAAUAUAUUACAAUAAAAAUUAGUAAGUAAGUACACUUGAUUUCCCUUUAUGCUGGAUACAGCAGAGUUGAUGAUAGUCUUUUCAUGUUAUAUUUAUUUCUUUGGAUUGUAGCAACGUAGGCUUCUGUAAUUAAUAUAAAAUCAAUUAAAAAUGCAAUAAUUUGUAGUAUACUACUUGCCCCAUUUCUUUCUGUAGUAUUUAAUUCAAUAUUUUUUUGUAAUCUCGUAGUGUUUUAUUAUGGCUUAAAAAACACAGCGCUAUCUACUUGCAACGAUUGAUAUGAUCCACCCACCACUAAAAGCACUGAAGAGACCCGUAUUACCAGAAAACUGCAUUUUCAUUUGCGCGCGUAGUAAAUGUAAAUGCAGUUUUCUGGUAAUAAAACGCAAUCACGCGCAGUGGUGCAGACCGCGCGCAGUGUUGCAGUUUACGCCGCGCGCCUACAUGCAGAGAAACACUAGUUAAGAGCCGUUACGCACUGUCGACAGGUCGCCGGCGACUCGGCAUCUCGGCCAAAACAAAGGCAACUAGAGACGGAGACCAAGCCGAGCGACAGUAUUCCAAGUACAUACGAUUUCCACGUUCGGUCGUUACGACAGUCGUUCGCAGUGUGAAUGCUUCCAUUUGAAGUCGUGCUCCUAUUGGUCGCCUGCGACCGAUAGGUCGAUAGGUAGGUAGGAGUUGUCGUGUCGCCCGAGCGACCGACGACCAAGUGCGUAUACACCUAAUUAAACUAUAGUAAAGCACAGUGACCGUCGACCGAGUCGCCGGCGACCAGUCGACAGUGCGUAAUGGCUCUUAGAAACCUGCACACAUUUUGCAGAUCCGCACUUCUGCAACCACGCGCGUGGUUCCGUCGCCCGCCAUGUACCACGCAUAGGCUCGUGAUCUGCAACACUGCGCGUGUGUGAUCUGCAUCUCACUGCGUGAAAGCGUUUGCAAUGACGACCUCCUUCGCCGACUCGAGAGGUCCCGGGUUCGAAUCCCGGUGGGGGCAGAUGUUUGUGUGAUGAAUACGAGCAUUUGUACUCCAGUCAUACCAGCCAGGAUGUUUAAUAUGUAUUUCUAUAUAAAUAUACUUAUAUAUGUACAGUAUAUGUAUUCUAUCCGUUACCCUAGUAUCCCAUAACACAAGCCUUAUAGUGCUUAGCUUGGGGCUAGUCUAAUUGGUGUGAGUGUUGGAAAUAUUUAUUAUUUAUUAAUGUGUUGCAUUGCGCAAUAUAAAGAGAGGCACUUGCAAGCAACGUACGAACAAGCACGCACCGUUGUGCCACAUGUACGUUUAUUUACUCAUUUUUAUUAAAUAACUAGCGGCCCGCCCUCGCUUCGCUUCGGUGUAGAGCUGAAGUGUACACUAUAGUUUUUUUUCUCAGGCUUGUAUUAUACACAAUGACAUUCAUCUAUGAUUCUUCUUAUACCU
Messenger RNA from Chilo suppressalis (striped riceborer), 2652 nucleotides. The record is from the annotation of a GenBank genome assembly. NCBI's taxonomy places the organism in Eukaryota, Metazoa, Arthropoda, Insecta, Lepidoptera, Crambidae.